CUUGACUAGUUGAGGGCUUUAAACUGCUACCUCGUUAUAUUCACUCUCUCGACAAAUGGACUUAUCCGGUGUAUUGAAACCAAUGUCAGUCAAGAGCAACGUCAAGAGGGAAGUAAACCAAGUUUCUAAAGUAAAAUCAAGCAAGCGACAUGCUGAAACCCAACCUGAUGGUAUUCCAGAAAGGGUGAGUGAAUCGUAACAAUAUUUCAGCAAUUCAGACGGUUAGACUUAAUGAAAAACAGGAAGUAACAAAGCCUGUUGAAGGUGGUAUUUCCAAAGUACACAAAGCAAAGCAAGUAAAACAUACACUUGGCAGAAAAAUUGUGGUAUUCAAAAUUUACACAAGGUUUAUCAAUUUAUUUUCAGGCUCCAAAAGCAUUCUUGGCUAAGAAAGAGCGCCGCCUAUUAAGGUUAAAGUCAAAGAAACACUCUGAAGUAGUAAUUAAACUACUGCCGAUAUGGGAACAAUUUCGACGUGAUGAUGUGUCCAAGGAGAAACGAUUUGAAUUCAUCCAAGAAGUGUUAAAAAUCUCAAAGAAAGUCAUACCUGAUUUGUGUAUGGCCCAUGAUACAUCAAGAAUCUUGGAAGAUUGUGUUAAAUAUGGUACAGAGUCACAACGUUGGCAAAUUUUCGGUGAAGUUCAUACAAAUUUGGUGAUGCUGGCCAAAUCACGCUAUGCAAAAUUUGUUAUAUUGAAACUAAUAAAGUACGGUGACAAACAAUACAUACUGGAGAUGUUUAAGGCCUUUAAAAAUCGCAUUCAACGUUUAACUCAACAUAAAUUUGCAUCAGAAGUUAUAGAUACAUUAUAUAAUGACUAUGCCACUGCAUCACAACGUAGUGAAAUGAUUCAAGAGUUUUAUGGGAAUAGACAUGCUCUGAGACUUGGUGAACAUAAAUUAUUCACACUUGAAGAUACGUUAAAAUUGCAUCCAGACAAAAGUGCUAUGAUACUUGACAAUCUUACAAAGAUACUCAUCAAUUUGGUAUCCAAGGGUCUUAACAAAUACAGUAUUGUUCAACACUUAUUAUUGGAGUAUUUACGGAAUGCUGUAUCAUUCUCCAAAGCACAAUCAAUACCUGUUAAUGUGAAAGCUAGUAUGAAUACAUCUCAACCAAGCGAAACAAUUGUACCAUACAUAGUUGAUGAACCAGUUGACUGUAAAGAUGAGGAUGCUAUUCCUAAAUCGUUCCAUGAUAAUUUUACAACUUUGAUUGAAAAUCUAAUCGAUGGUCAAAUAGUGCCGAUGUUACAUACUCGUGAUGGUGUUCGUGCUGCUUUAAGAAUACUUUGGGCAUGUAGUCCUCAGAAACGUAAGAUUUUAGUUAAAGGCUUGAAAACCUGUGUACAAAAUAUUGCGUUUAAUGAACAUGGACAUCUUUUUAUUAUUGGGUUAAUCGAUUCAGUGGAUGAUAUUGUAUUAUUACAGAAAACAAUAUUUCGAGAAAUAUUAGACGAUUUAGAAUUGUUUGUCAUGCAUCCUAAUGCACGUAAAGUAUUACUAUAUAUGUUAUCUCCCAGGGAUCGUCGUAAUUUUUGUCCUCAAUUAAUUAAUAGUAUCUUAGUUCCGGGUGAUACAAGCAUUUAUACAAAGAAAUUACUUGGUGUACGUGCAAUGGAAAUGCGCCAAUUACAAUCAAUGAUUUUACCAGCUUUACUUAAGUUAGUUAAUCAUAAAUUGGUCGAGUUAUUUAUUGGUGAUUCAUUAAGUGAAGUUGGUCUAUUAACAAGUAAAGAUUUGGGUCGUCUUGUUCUUUUGAGUGAAAUUCUUGAGAAAAGCGCUCCACAUAAUUUAAAUGUAGAUAUUGUACUACCAAUGUAUAAAAGAACAAAUGAUGAUACACGUGUUCAAUUUGGAAAUUGGAUCAUCUCUCCAAAAGAUUUAUCAUUUUAUAAAACAUCAAGAAGAUUAGCUUUAGAAAAGCUUGUUACACAUAUUUUAGUACCGGAAUUCAAUCCAACUGGUAAUGACGAUGAUGAUGAUGAUGAUGAUAAGGAGGAAAAAACUCAUUCGAAACAACAUCAACAAUCACAGAAACGAAAUCAUGAUGAUUUACGUUUAUCUCGGCAUAAAUUAGCAGUUUCAUUAGUUGAAGCUUAUUUGGCUAAACAAAAGAAUCCAAAAGUCAAAUCAUUUUUCACUGGGAGAGAAUCAUUAUCCGAUAAUGAGGAACAAGAGACUAAUCAACAUAUGUCUAUUGAUGAAACAUUUACAAUGAAUCAAUGUAGUUCGAAACCAUUUAUUGAACGACCUGAAGGUGCAUAUCUGAUACGCCGCUUAUUAAAAAUGGAGAAAACGACUGAAUAUUUUACUUUUGCUCGACUCAUUAUAAAACAUGUUCCAGACGAAAAUUUUCAAUCUUGGAUCAAGUGUAAUCGUACUUGUUACAUUCUAGUAAAGUAAGUUAACAUUAUUUCAUUGCAAGGUACUUUUACGUUGCUGAUUCUUUUGAAGGUUAAUUUUAUGGCCUGGAAUGUUUUCUUUUCUCCUAUCGGUCUGUUGAGAUUUGUUAUAUGUAGUGUUGAUGUAGACUAACUAAGUUGAUGAGUUUUGAACACUUUCAUUGAUUAAAAUGGUUACACAUACUCGAUCACUACUCUAGUCUAUCUAGCAUAUGAGUACGAUAAAAAAAUGCUAACGUUGGUCAUACUAAGAUACAUUAGUCAAUAAAAUCACUAACUAUUGAUCUGAGCUGUAUCAGACAAUGUAACCUUCUAUUGUUGGGCCCCGUGCACCAGUCUUAAUCUAUGGUUGAUUGGAGAUGUUUUCUUUACUCUCCUUCCUCUGAUUCACUUUCUUAUCCCUCUCUAACAGGUGCCGAUGCUGAAGUAUAGCAAUUUAGAUUGAUAUAUAUUUGUAUUUAGUCCUAUCUAGUUUAAGAUUGAUUGACUGAUCUGUUAAACAUCUAUGUGCUUUCUUGGAGAAAACAAACUUUGUAGUGAUUAUAAUUGCUGAUUAAGUUUGCUGGUCUGUUACACUUUCGAUAGCUUUUCUUGUGACGUUUUUUAUGUGUAACUGGUGGUGUUAAGGGGAUUUCCUACUAUUGCUUAUAUUUGGCUAGAUAGUUCCAACAACUGAAUUACUUGCAGAUUUUAUUGACAAUCAUUUAGACUUUCUUUGAUUUCUUAGUACUGUAGUGAACAGGAACUCAGGUGGCGUAAACCAAUUUAUUAUUUAAUACAAAAUUACAAAGUGCUUUCAUAAAAUCUGAAAACCAUACAUUAAAUACGUUAUUUUCACAUCAGUUAUCCUUUACAUGAUUCAUGAUUCUUUCAAUGCUGUUGUUAUUACAAUUGCUCUGUGUUUGCUCCCCUGAUCUUUUUAAUUCAAUCUUCUACUGACAGGGAUUCCACUUCCGAUUGGUGCUACAUACUGAGUAUAUCUGUCACCAUAAGUAGUAUACACCACAAUACUCUCGGUUGUUUUCAAGUUCCAUAAUUAUAUAAUAUUCAAAACAACAGUUAAUAGGUUAUAUUCUUCAUAACCUUCCAGAUAGUCAUAAGUGACGUAGAAUCUGACACAUGAGUAUCCUUUCAAAUCGUUGCACCAUAUGACUAUUACGCGAUCAAAUUAUCAAAACAAAUGCCAGACUAGUAGAAGUUGAGAAAAUAUCAAUGAUAGUGGACAAGAUUAGACAUAUACAAUGUGAUUUAAUAAGGAAGAAUGACUUUACAGAAUAAUAAGUAUCUUAAGACAGAGCGUGAAUAGAUAUUAGACCAUUGCAAGCAAUUCUAAGUCACGUUAUCCAAUGUCUCCAACCGUUUAUUACAAUAAUUACCUGAAUCCCAACUGGGUAGUCUACACUUGAUAGUAUGCCUUAGUCCAAUUGUCAGUGACUAUAGACUAGUACUACGUUUUGUUCUGGGCACCUCUGGCUUCUUUCCAAUCCACUCGUCCGUCGAGAUAGGCGGUGGGCGGGCAUAAGCAACUUAUGUUCUGACGUACUAACAUCCUCUGUUUGUUAUAAUCACGCCCAUAAAAUAGAACGGAGCAAACUGCUACACAGUAAACUCAUCCUUUGGUUAGCAGAUGGAUAUAUAAAAGGUUAUGGUUUCUGAAUUGUAAUAAAGUGACAAUUUAGGGAUCAUACUUAUGUAUCAUCCAUAAUUCUGGUCAAUCAAAUAUUACGAACCGUACAUAUUGUAUCAUAUUUUUACGUCAUUUAAUUUUGUUUUGUAUUCUCAUUUAGUCUGUGGGAACUUGGCGAUGCGAAUAUUUGCAAUGCACUCAAAGAAGCUUUGAAUCCUGUUGUGGAAACUUUGAAAAUAUCACCUUUAUCUGGUGCUAAAAUUUUGUACAAUCAUUUAAACCAACAAUAA
This is a messenger RNA of Schistosoma haematobium, 4322 nucleotides long. RefSeq names its product Pumilio 3, variant 2. Gene Ontology annotation, biological process: regulation of translation. Gene Ontology annotation, molecular function: mRNA binding. Gene Ontology annotation, cellular component: nucleolus. The transcript has 12 exons. Lineage: Eukaryota; Metazoa; Platyhelminthes; Trematoda; Strigeidida; Schistosomatidae. The coding region runs from base 559 to 2406 and encodes 615 amino acids. The record is from RefSeq and is a predicted model, not a curated record.